This is a messenger RNA of Ectocarpus siliculosus, 1252 nucleotides long. Lineage: Eukaryota; Phaeophyceae; Ectocarpales; Ectocarpaceae. The record is from the annotation of a GenBank genome assembly.
UUGGGUCGUGAAGGGGAAGACUUCCGCCCUCGAGUUUUUCGCGGGCUACAUCGUCGAGCAGUCCUUGUCGGUAGACAACCUCUUCAUCUUCAUCAUGCUGUUCGACUACUUUAAGGUCCCUGCGGAGUUCCAGUCGCGCGUGUUGAACUGGGGAAUCAUCGGAGCCGUGUCGAUGCGGGCGAUCAUGAUCGUCGUUGGCGUGGCUGCGAUACAGCGAUUCCGGGGUGUCAUGCUGGUCUUUGCCGGCAUCUUGGUGGUUUCUUCCUUCAAGCUUCUGAUGGAAGGGGUUGAAGAGGACCACGCGGAUAGCUCUGCUCUCGAAGGCAACAUGGUGCUUCGAGUCGCGAACUGGAUGAUGGACUCGACCGACUACUACGAUGGGGAGAAGUUCUUUACACUGGUGGACGGCGCCAAGAAGGCCACGCCUCUUCUCCUGUGCCUGAUCUGCAUCGAGAUGACAGACUUCGUCUUUGCGGUGGAUUCUAUCCCGGCCGUCCUUGCCAUCUCUCAGGACACGUUCAUCGUUUACGCGUCCAACGUGUUCGCCAUCUGCGCCAUGCGAAGCAUCUACACCCUCGUUAGCCACGCCAUCUCCGACUUGCCGUACCUCAAGCCUGCCGUGGCCCUUGUGCUCGGCUUCGUGGGGGGCAAGAUGUUCGCGGAGUUCUUCCACUACGAAAUUGGCGUUGGGACCUCGCUGACAGUGGUGUGCGGCUUGUUGGCCAUCGGCGCCAUCGCCAGCGUGAUCUCGAACAAGCGGCGAGAUGCCGCCCUCGCCGCCGCCGACGCCUCCGCGGUGACCGGCGGCGGCUCCUCCGGGUUGACGUUCGAAUCAUUCUCAGCUGAAAAAGACGGCGGGGAAGGAGGGGGGGCGGGAGGAGGAGGAGGAGGGUUUGCCAGUGACGCAGCGGCCGCAUUUACCUCUGAAGCUGGUGGGGAGGAGAGCACGCCCCCGGCGGUGUCAGCGUCGGCAGUGGACGAGGAGCUGGCGGGGGUGCAAGACGAAGCGAUCGCCGCUUCGAAGGCCGCGGAGGACGCGGCAGCAGCCAAGGCGGGGGAUGCCGCCGACGAUGCGGCGGCAGCGGCGGAGGCUGCGGGGGCGGCGGCGUUGGCCGAGGACGCCGCGCCCGUCAAGAGAGGCCUGGUAAAAGGAGCUGCUUUUGGGAUGGAGCCGGCCAAGAAGGCCGGGGGGGAUGCGGAGGAAAAGGGCCUCUUUGACGGAAUUGCAGAGGGCAUGGACGGCGAGGGAUGA